ACAAUCAAUCAGCCCGCAAACAUCGCAACAUUUUUCACUUUAUAGGUUAGAGUUAGAGCUUGCAAUAUAGAUUACUAUUGUCAAAAGUCGCGGAAAAUUCGGAAUAAAUGUAUUCUUUUAACAAUACUAUAUUAAAAUGUCUUCAGCUCUUGUAAGACAAGCACUCGCAUUCGUUGAGGGAGAAGAAAGUGGACGGAAGAAGCGUCGAAACAAAUCAUCUCAACUUCAGGGGUCGAAAGUUCAAGAUUACAAUCAUCCAUACAAACGUAAAAGCAAGAAAACAUUUAAAGUAACACACAAAUCUGAAGAAGAAACCGCUGAAGAAAAUAUCAGAAAAUUAUUAGCCCUUUCUGAACCUGCUGCUAACAGUAGUAUUGCAGAAAAAAUUGUAGAGAGGGCAAUAAAAGGAAAACCACUAGCAGAGAAAAUUGAAAUCAAAACUGAGGAGAGCAAAUCCAUUUUGUUUCCCGAAGAGUCUUUCAAAAGUUUUGAGAAGGAAUAUUUUUGCAGCUAAAAAAUAAAUUUAUUCAGAUUUUAUGGAUAUGCAUAUAUGGACAUAUCUGAUGCGGUUUUGGGAAAAUUAAUCCUGGUGACAACGGUGACCAUCUUUGUAAUACUGGUAUUUUGGAUCAACACUUACCCGUUUAUUGACACAGAUUUAGCAAUAUAUAAAUACAUUCCGGAUCCACAGUGGGUUCUACUAUUCUGCGCUAUUUGGGGCUUCUUUUUCGUCGGUGGUCUAAUGUUGUUCACUCUCUACCACAUCUAUCCCUACCUGUAAUAAGCAAUUCACAGAGGACAGCACAUAAAGCUGUUACCAUGAUAGGAGACCAGUCUGACAAUUGGAUUAUUAUAGGGGUGUCGGGAGUAACCUGCGGAGGAAAAACAACUUUAGCAAACCAAUUGAAGAACACAUUAACUCCCGUAUAUGUGUUCCAUCAAGAUAAAUACUUCCAUCCGGAUGACAGUCCCCGUCAUGUGAAAUGUGCGGGGUUAGAACAUAACAACUACGACAUUCUCUCAGCAUUGGAUAUGGAAAGCAUGUACAAUGAUAUAGUAACCACUAUUGAUGGAGAAGACAGGUCACAUGGAUCUUUCAGAGAAAGAAGAGAAGGGAGGUUGGAGAUUGACGACAAGAGUUUUAUAAUUGUCGAAGGGUUUACAGUGUUAAAUUAUGCGCCCAUUAAUGAAAUUUGUGAUUUAAGAUAUUACUUUGUGUUGGAAUAUGAAGAAUGCUUGUUAAGACGAUCAUACAGGCUGUAUGAUCCUCCAGAUGUCGAAGGCUACUUUGACCAGUGUGUUUGGCCUGAACACCUAAAAUAUAAAGCGGAGAUCGAGCGAGAUGCGCGAGUCACAAUACUCGAUGGAACGCAGCAAGACUCACUGAGCAUUGUUGUACGGGACUUGCAAAAUCUGGGGGCCAAUUAUAUAUAGCUAUGUACGUAUGUAUAUAUGUGACAAUGGACUGACAUAUUAAAGGAGCUAAGGUGCUUACAUUUUACUUAUUUAAGUACUGUUAAAUUACAGAGCAGUUCUUAUGAAUAUUGAUAUAGGUACAAAGUGUACCUACAUAAAUGAAAAAUAAAUUCCUAUGGCAAUAAUAUCGACUUUUUUUCAAUACAUAUUACAAAUAAUACUUAUUGAAAGUCACUUUUAUGAUUAAUUUACCACUGAUUCGGAAAAUACCUCUGUCCUGGGAACAAACCAAAAAGAUACCAGUGGGACUUUGUUUUCAAAGAACAGUUUACAAUUAUUUAAUAUGUUACACAAUAAUUAACAACACAAAACAAAUUAGAAACAGCUGGGUAGCGAUUACCUCAUUCCCAGGGGUUGUUAUCAUCGAUAAAUUACUUAAAAUUAUAAUAACCCUUUUUAUACAACCUUUGUUUAAUAUAGUUAAAUUCAAAUCGUAAAAGUUAAUGUGGUUUGUUUUAAAGAAAGUUUUCUUUAAUGCAUUAUUUAUUUAUUUACUUAUCUUCACGCACAAUCCCUGACGGGGUAGCCAGAGAGAACAGAUCGCCAAGUGUCACGAUCCUUACAUACCUCUUUCGCUUCUUUCAGAUUCAUUAUCUUCUUCAUACAUGCACGUCUAGGUAUCCGAGUACUCUUGACCCUCCCCUCUUCGAGCAAUUUGCUCACAUGGUCUUCAAAGGUUAGUCUCGGUCUACCUCGACACCUUUUAAUAUUAACUUUCGCGCUAUAUAUUUUCUUUACCAUUCGGUCUUCACUCAUUCGCUCAACGUGCCCAAACCAUCGAAGCACGCCCUUAUCAAUUUUUGUGAUAAGGUCAUCUUUCAAACCUGCCAUAUUGCGAAUGUCUUCGUUUCGCUUUCGGUCGGCCAUGAUAACGCCGCACAUUUUACGAAGAGAUCGCAUCUCCACUGCAUUCAACUUGCUUUUAUGCUUCUUCUGGCAUACCUCUCUGGCUUUAAUGCAUUGAUGUCUAUUAUAGUUGUAUUCAUUUUUAUGUAAAGAUAUUCAUUCAUGAUUGCAUCAAUGGGGUGAUAUGUAGAUUAGCAACUUAGUUUUUUUUUAAAAUUAUUUUUGGUUGUUAUCAGGAAAAUGUUGAUUAAUUUCCAUGUGUUGUCUCUUACGAUACUUAAGGAAUGAUAUUCAUUUUAUUUAUAGAAUCGUGUUAUAUAGGGGAUUCUCUUUUUCUACCGACUUCAAAAAGGAGGAGGUACUUAAUUCGAAACUUUGUUCUAGGUGAACCGAUUUCGAUGAUUCUUUUUUUAUUAUUUGAAAGCUGGUGCUUCUCAUGUGGUCUCAUAUAAAUUGAUCAAGGUCUGAUCAGUAGUUUUUGAGUUAUCCUUAAUAAUUUAUAUUGAAGUCUGUUGUACAUUUUUUCUUUAAUUUUACCACUUGUUUUCCUUGUUAUAAAUCAGUUUUUGAACACAAUCUCUUUCUCAUUAGUAGAGUAUAGAUCUAUUCACGUCGAACAUAAAGAUAUAGCAGAAAAUAAUGUAUAGUUGUGGUCUGAUUUACCAGCGGAUGUGAACAAAUUUUCUAACCUCUAAGGAAAGUUCAUACCUUAUUUAAAAAAUUAUGUUAAAAUAUAUAUAUACUAGCUGUUCCUCGCGACUUCGCUCGCGUGUAAUUUAGGGUUUUAAUUUUGUUGCGCAGAAUCCUAAUCAUUUUUCAAAAAUAUAAUUAGCCUAAGUUACUCCUCGUAACGUGAGCUAUCUACCAGUGAAUGUCCCGUCAAAAUCGGUCCAGCCCUUUCGGAGAUUAGCCAGAACAAACAGACAGACAGACAGACAAACAUUUUAAAAAUUGUGUUUUUGGUAUAGGUACUGUAUAUACUUUUAUAUGCAAUUAGUAAAAUUACAAACACACACUUCAAUUUUAUUUAUUUGUAUGGAUAUAUAACAACAUAAUAAAAGUUACAAUUAUUUAUCAUAUUGUAACCUAGCAUAUAUUGUGACAGAAAGUACAGACUGUAACACUUGUGUAACAUUUUUAUAAAGGAAUGGAUUAGAAUAGAAUAGAAUGGAAUCAUUUUUAAACAACUUCAAAAAGGAGAAGGUUCACAAUUCGAGUGUGUGUGUGUUUUUUGUAUGUAUGUAUGUAUCUUCGCAGAUUGUGAUCCAAUUUUAAUGAUUAUUUUUUUAUCAAAUAGGUUCCAAAUAUAAAUUUUGAGAAAAAAGUAACUUUUUGUUAAAAGUUAUAAUUAUAUUUAAUAUAGAAGGUAGAUUACGAGACUAGUUAUUGAAAGCUUUACCACAGUUCGGAAUAAAACCUUUGUCCUGGAAAUAACCAGUAAGGUUCCCAGCAGGACUCUUUAAAAUUAUAAUAAUAUGUUGUACAAUUAAAUAAUAUGAAAACGUUUAGAAACAGCAUGGUGGCGAUCAUCUCAUUCCCAGGGGUUAUUAUAAAGUCAUGUACUAUUUCGUAGUAUAAUGACCCAUAUUUAACAAUUAAUGCUAAAUAAAAAAAAAUGACACAGAUAAGUUCUGCUUAUUUCUGGGUUUUUAUUGUAAAAGCGAAGGAAUUACUGACUCUUUGAAGUUGAGUAACUUCAGAGUGUGCUCGUUUUUAAGUAGUUUAAUUGAUAAUCUCGCAUGCUGGUCCAAUGCAGGAUAGCGGACUACAUUAGUGUACUAAAAAUGACACAGACAUCUUGUAGCAUAUAGUAAAUACGAGUACGACAUUGACAAGUUUGUUAGGCCAAAAAUCACAUUCAAUACAUUUUAUAUACAAUGAGGGUGACAAAUGAGCACACAGGACUACCUGAUACAUUUAUCUUUGAUAAAGAAUCAAUAUACAGAUGCGUUGUCGGCCUUGAGGACUAAGAUCAUGAAGCAAAUACAAAGAGGAGACGUUGUAAUUAAAUUUCACUAUGUAACAACGCGUGACAAUUUGCGGGGUGAGGGGAUGCAAAGCCCCGCCCACUACACUAUCUACAUCUACCGAUAAAUAGUAAAACUACUCGAAUAUUUUCAUAUCGAUGUUGCAAUGUAGCUUAGCUAUCUUGACGGUAGAUGGCGGCAUGUCCACAAAAUGUUAUUAACUAUAAAAAUAAUAUUUGGCAAAUUUCUUUAUGUCUGAAUGCAAAACAAAUUUCAGCAUCUUCGUAUGAUUAUUUUACCAAUACUGAGCCCUACGGACCUUUAUAUUUUUAGUUCACAUGACACAGUGUCGCCAUCUAGUGUCGAAUAUAUUUAAUUAUAUUUGAAAGCCGACGCAAAGAGAUUUUUCUAGAACUAUUUUAAUAAAUUAGGUGUAAAAUUAUUUACAAAUGAAAUGUGAUGCCAUCCAUAACAUUAGAGCGUCUAUCUGAGUAGUUUUUACACAAUAAAACACAAUACUUCAUCCUUUUCUUCUUAAUACUACGAAAAUACACCGAUUUGCGAUUUUUUCAACACAUAGCGCACAGGACGAAUGCUGACAGUAUACUAACUAAAGCCACGCUCACUAUGAUGACGUUAGGACCUACUUAGAAUCACAGUGCACAGUUGCUUAUGCCAUCUCCCCUUUGUAUUAGCUUCAUGACUAAGAUGGUACGCCUCAGUGGAAAGAGUAUCCGGUUCUCUGUAUGAGGUGAGUGUAGAGAACCGGAGACCCUUUUUACUAGAAACGAGGCAUUCUAUCUUAGGCCUCAGGGAUGACAACGCAUGUGCAUUUUGAUUCGCAAACGAGGAUAGAUGAAGAUGUAUGUGAGCCACAGCUGCAACCUCUUAAUAUCAGGUGGACUACGUGCUAGCUUGUUAUCCUUAAGCCGCGUAUCAAUUACGCGCUUCUGGCGCGCGCCAUGAAUGACCGCACCAACAAGUGCUCUCCAAAUGUUUCAAAAGUGCAUCAACUAAGCGGCAGCUGUUGCAGUGUUUGGCCGUCAACAUGGACGUCGGUCGUGUACGAGCAGCUGCCGCUUUCAUAGUUCUUCAUUAUGAUAAAAAUUACUUUAGCUAUUCCACAGCAGUUCUUUUGCACCAUACAAUUUUAUCAAUUUAUGGCUACUAUGGUUAUCCAUAGCUCGAAAUGCAACGUACACACGAAUAAUGAAAACAACCGAGCUAACUGGCGCGCGCUAGAACUUAAACUACUUUGCUGCGCGGUGAAGAACCGGCACCGGAUAGAGCGGUGCGCUCCACGUGUGAGCGUUCCGACGAACACUGGCGCGCGUUCCAAGGCGCGUUCCUAUGUAACGCGGCUGGAACGCACUCGAAUGUUCCUUCCAUCUCUUGGAGCGCGUAAUCCAUAUUUAUAUUAUAAAAAAGGUGUCUGUGAAUUUUAAUAGCUAUUUAUCAUUAGAGUGACUAAGAUCAUUUGUCACUUCAGUUUUUCCAUUUUUUUGCAAUAAAAUUUUUUUUAAUAAAUACAUUGAUGUAUUUAUUGAGGUUUGUUAACUUUCUGUGUAUGACAGUGGAAUAAUUUUUUGUUUAUGAUAUUAUUGUAUUACGUAAUUUUUUAAUUUUCAUUUGUUGUUAUUUUAGCUACAAGUAAGUUUGUGAAAAGCUGCCUUAAUAAUGAUAGUACAAUUUAUCUAAAAUUGAUCAAUAAUAUAGUAAUGUUUAUAUAAUUUAAUAUUUAAUUAAAACUUUAAAUAGCGGUAUUAAUGACAAAUGGAAUUAGAAUUGCUGUUUGAACUUUUAGUGCAAGUGUUAAUAAAUAAAUGAAUAAAUAAAAUAAUUAAAUAAUAUAAUUUA
This is a messenger RNA of Parnassius mnemosyne (clouded apollo), 6146 nucleotides long. The record is from the annotation of a GenBank genome assembly. Lineage: Eukaryota; Metazoa; Arthropoda; Insecta; Lepidoptera; Papilionidae.